AUGGAAAAAUCGAUAUUUUCUUUUUUGGCCGUCUGUUUAUCGGUUCAGUUGGUGCGCGAAUACUGCAGUAGUGACUGUUGCAAGUAUAUGGCCGUAGGAGUUUGUGCAUCAUUUGGACUGUGGUACGGUUACCGCUUCUUGAUCAGACCAUUGGACAUACAAAGGAAAUUGGCCGAUGUGGGUUACGAACAGCACUUCACACAAAAACAAUGGGCGUCAAAGGAUAAGUUACACUUAAUACGAUCCAUGAUGAAACUAAGGAAAAAAGGGGCUUUACCACCAGUUUAUCCGAAUGGAUGGUUUGCGCUCCUAGACUCAGAUCAAGUUAUCAUCAAUCAAGUUAAAUACGUGACGGCUUUAGGAGAACAUUUUGCAGUGUUUCGUGCAUCCAACGGCGACGUCAACAUACUAAAUGCUUACUGUCCUCAUCUGGGUGCUAAUAUGGCUAUUGGAGGAAUAGUUAAAGGAAAUUGUCUCCAAUGUCCAUUUCAUGGAUGGACAUUUGACGGUACCAGUGGAAAGUGCGUCCGAAUACCGAACGAUUGUUCAAAUGGAUUGUUGUCGAGGAUGGCGUCGGUGAAAAGAUGGGAGUGUUGUGAAGCUAACGGCUUUGUAUUCGUGUGGUACCACGCGGAGAACGAUGCGCCGUCAUGGUACCCGACCAAAGACGUUGAGAUGACCAGCCGGGGAUGGACGUACCGCGGUCGUAGCGAGCACUAUGUGAACGCGCACAUCCAAGACAUCCCGGAAAACGGGGCAGACGUGGCCCACUUGCCGGCAUUGCAUGGACAAAUGGCGCUUGGCGGCCAGUACGCCGCGCAGGCCAACCAGUCGCUGUGGAGGUGGCUUGGCGUCCACGAGUGGACGGCCUCUUGGCGAGCGGACGGCACCCGCGGGCGGCACGUGUCCGCGCUCGAUCUGCAACACAGGCUGGUGGUGUUCGGAAAGUUGGCGGUUUUCAAAAUGAACGUGGAAGCACAACAGAUAGGUCCUGGAUUAGUGAUUUUAAAUUUUAAAACCAGUUUUGGGCCAAUAAAAUUGGUUCAAGUUGUUACACCUGUUGAGCCACUGAUUCAAAAAGUUGUUCAUCGUAUCUACUGUCCAAUGUAUUUAUCACUCUAUGCUUCAAUAGUUUUAUUCAUGGAAGCUGUAAUGUUUGAAAGAGAUGUAGUCAUUUGGAACCACAAAAGUUACAUUGAAAAGCCUUUAGCUUCAAAACAAGAAUCAACACUCUUGGCACAUAGAAAAUGGUACAAACAAUUUUAUAGUGCUAAUAGUAAACAAUUUAGCAACAGAAAAGAAACGAUAGAUUGGUGAAUAAAUAUAUUAUAAUUAUACAU
This is a messenger RNA of Rhopalosiphum maidis (corn leaf aphid), 1340 nucleotides long. RefSeq names its product cholesterol 7-desaturase (gene nvd). Lineage: Eukaryota; Metazoa; Arthropoda; Insecta; Hemiptera; Aphididae. Gene Ontology annotation, molecular function: chlorophyllide a oxygenase activity; 2 iron, 2 sulfur cluster binding. Gene Ontology annotation, biological process: chlorophyll biosynthetic process; cholesterol metabolic process. The coding region runs from base 1 to 1317 and encodes 438 amino acids. Gene Ontology annotation, cellular component: chloroplast. The record is from RefSeq and is a predicted model, not a curated record. The transcript has 6 exons.